Varroa destructor (honeybee mite) is the source of this 2192-nucleotide messenger RNA. RefSeq lists its product as uncharacterized. NCBI's taxonomy places the organism in Eukaryota, Metazoa, Arthropoda, Arachnida, Mesostigmata, Varroidae. The record is from RefSeq and is a predicted model, not a curated record.
UGCGCGAAUAUUGGGAGCCGGCAAAGUUUACGCGGAUCGCAAAAUACCGGUGGGUAACACGCGACGUCGGAGGUAGAGAAACAGUGCUUCAGCAAACUCGACAUUUUAAAGCUGUGUAAAUGCACUCAGUGAGAAAAUGAAUCAUUGUGGCGAGAAAAACCAAAUUUUUCUUUUAGUUCUCAAAGUCGGUUUCGUUCUUUGUUCCUUGUUCUCUCAUCAUUUCUAUGGUUGAUAAAGUGUCUAAGAAACUGUUUGUUGAGACCGGUUAUACGGUAACAAAAACGAUGAAUCUCAGUGUAAAUUAAUGAUAACGCAGAAGAUUAUUGGGUGUGACAAUGAUAUGUUUCCGGAACCAGCUGAUGAGGACGAUACGGUCACAUGUUCCGAUGACCUCUCCCUACCUUUCCACAUCCAUAAACACCAAAUAGAAAGCUGCUAGCCUUGACAGGUGGCGUCUGACGAGCUGUGCUAUCUGCCUGCUCAAAGGAAGAUUACACAAGGAGAGAAGUGUGCUACUUCUAUCAAAUAUCAGUGGGUCCGCUCCGUACUAAGGAACAAUUUGCCAACCUCUAUUCCUUUUCUCCGGUUAAGGCCAUUCAAAGGAUACAUGAGAAGGAUGUAAUCGAUGAUUAUAGAGGCGGCAGAAGAGAUGGACGCUGCCGCGUCAAGGUUAGCUAGGCACGCUUGUUUGAUGAAGGUCAACAGGUGUACGAGGACACGCCAAUAUAGCGGACGCGACAGAAAAACCGGUGAAGGGCCCCUUCGUUGAGAAAGCAUCCAUCGUUGGGGAGUUCCGGAAGCGAUCCGGAGGAGAAGUGUUUGUCGGAGAUGUCCGUGGCCGUUGCCACAUCGGAAACCGUCGCACCGGCUGCAGCUACUCUUAGUAAGGUCCUCUGCUCUGGAGCCAUGCGCAACGCGACAGCACAGGUACUAGCAGCAGCUCAUGCUCAGAUUCAGGAAAUGCACGCUAACAGUGGAAGUCGAGCAGUUGGUUACGUCAUCGUUGUUCUGUUACUCUACGCACUCGCAUUGGCAGUUGUCUUGAUCAAGUAUGUCCGUCAGGAACGAUACGAAGCUCGACUGUACCACAUCUACGACGAGUUCGUUCGCAGGGAUCGUUUUCUACGUCUCAGCAAGAGACACUCCUCGGCCGGACAUUCAGCUAUGUUCGCAGGUGUGACGAGCACAACGAACUGCGAAGAAAUGCCGCCACUGCAGUUCCCGCAUCCUGGAACUUUGACCAGCGGCAGUGCACUCAGUCCUGGGGCAUCGGGAGGGGUGCCGUAUUGUGGACCAAGCGGGGCCAAAACUCCGCCAGGACCCGCCGGCACAACUGGGCCCCUACGCAUACCGCAUAUACAUCUACCUGCCUCGAAAAUACGAAAUCCCCAUCCGCUCUCAGACGAGGAAGGCGAUGAUGACGGACCUAUUCAACUUUUUAGAUCACUGUACGACAUCGAAGCGGGUUACCUCUGUUUAGGUCAAGCCAGUGGGUCCUACGUACGUUUUCGGUCGUCUUUCUUACCAACAGGUUCAUUAUUACAACCUUUUCGUCGACAAGAGGAACUUUUAGGAGUGCGUGCUUCAAUCCCUGUUCGUGUCGAAGACUCACAACGGCAACUUGAUUCGACCGUGUAGAAGGCAGAAAGUUGAAUACAAGGGAAAGGAUAGCGUUACAUGCCAGCUUAGACAGUGUAUCAUAUCUGCCUAAUUCUUACCACCUACCCAUAUGUUUAGUGCUAUGGCUAUCUGUAUUAUUGUUAUAGUCAUUAUGAUUGUGAAGAUACGAGUCUCUCCGCUUCCCUGCUCCAUUUCGGUGUGCCAAAUCGGAUGGCCUGCGCGUAUUCACGAUGAAAUAUACUGUGUAUUAUUGCUAUAACAAUGUAUGUAUCACUUUUACACUGGUACUUUUUAAUGGUGACGACAAUAGAUGUCGUUGCCGUCAGUAUAUAUAAUAAAGAGAUGGACGUCUUGGGUGUAACAACAGUAAUUACAACGGUGGCACAUCGCUUACUAUUCUAUAUUAUUCAUAGCGAUGUAUAUAUACUGUACGUUCUUCAUUGUACAAUAACCAUAAAUUAUAUAUAUUAGUGACAAGACAAAUUGGGCAAACGACAUACACUAUGAUAAUACGUGUUUCUUCCAAAACAAUUCAGCAAAAUAACAACGACGAGAAAAUUUUUAUUGAUAUC